Oppiella nova is the source of this 846-nucleotide messenger RNA. The record is from the annotation of a GenBank genome assembly. Lineage: Eukaryota; Metazoa; Arthropoda; Arachnida; Sarcoptiformes; Oppiidae.
ACUACUGAAUACUAGGCCUCUCAAUGGGUGUCCAAUUCCUCUCAAAUGCAUUGUCGCUCAAUACUGAAUGAAAUUGAAAGCUCAGGUGUUAUGACAGGACAGACACUGACCCGUGAGACAGACGUUAGACGAUUGAUGAGAUGAUCAGACCAUUCCACACACGCACUCACACACCAUGUUUGGGGGCAUUCAUACCGUUAACUCUCUUGACGUUUUGUACCGUUUAAUCACUGACCCUAUCGUUACGUAUCGGACAUAAUAAUAGAUGUCUCCUAAUAUCAAUGCAAUGGUUAUGAAUCCUAUCAAUGCUUUGGUGUCACGCCUAUCGAAAUGCCUGUAGAGUCUUGUGGUGUGUCUCUCAUUCCUAUCAAUCGAUCCUUCCGUCCGUUUUGAAUACUGGCGCGAAAAACGCUGGCAAACGAUCCGUCGAUUUAAUAUAUAAAAGCGACAAAACGGUUGUACCAAUGAUUGGCGUAUCAGACCCUAUGCGUUAUGAGAAUCUGGUUGAGACAGUCUGUGACCGUAAAUGAUUGCAAUCCAAUGCAAAAACCAAUCGCACAUUCAGACAGAGAGAGAAAACAUUGUGUAUUUGUAUCACUCAUUCACUGUUAAACCAAAUCAUAACCGCUUUCUUUGGUUCCUUUAAUGUGUUUUUAAAUUGAAUGCCGAAUACCGUUGCGUUUAAAUCUCAUAAUAAGGACUUAAAGGACUUCAUGAGACAGGCCGGAGAAGUGACGUAUGCGGACGCACACAAACGCGAACGCAAUAUGGGACCCGGCGCCGGUCGAGGUCGCGCUCCCGUUCCCGCUCGAGGUCUCGCCGGAGCUCGAAGUCCAGGAGCCGCAG